CUGCAAUCUUUGUGUUGCAUACCUAUGCAUUUCUCAUGAAAUGUUAUAUUAUAUAAAGGCCUCUAGAAAAACUUGUAUACAUCAUUCCCUCAUUCAUUAAUGGCUUUUCUACACUUCUCUAUGCUCUUACUUCUGUCUUCCAUAGGCAUUGAUGCAGCAGUCUUUACAUUGCAAAACAGAUGUCAAAAUACCAUAUGGCCAGCCAUCCAACCUAACGGUGGGCAGCCUGUACUCAUGGACGGCGGUUUUCAGCUUACACCACAUGAAUCAAGAAACGUGACAACCCCAGAACGAUGGGCCGGCCGCAUUUGGGGUCGAAGUGGAUGCAAGUUUGAUGGUCAUGGUCAAGGAACCUGCAUGACCGGGGACUGUGGAAGCGGUCUCUACUGCAGAGGUGCUGGUGGUGUACCGCCAGCUUCUCUAGCGGAGUUCACACUCGACAGCCCACUUGACUUCUACGAUGUGAGCCUUGUAGACGGCUACAACAUGCCCAUCUCCAUAUUCCCACAUGAUGAUUCAGGCGUUUGCGCAAGUGUUAGAUGUGAUGCGGACCUUAACCAACAUUGUCCAGCAAAUUUGAUUGUGAGAGGGGACGGUGGGGAGACCGUGGCUUGCAAGAGUGGAUGCACCGCUUAUCAGACGCCUGAAUAUUGUUGCACCGGGGAGUAUCAAAAUCCUGAAACGUGCCAGCCGACAACGUACUCACAGUAUUUUAAGGAAGGUUGUCCGAGUUCUUAUAGCUACGCUUUCGACGACCAGUCAAGUACUUUUACAUGCCGAGAUUCAGAUUACUUGAUCAUAUUCUGUUAACUUUGUUACUAGCACAUAGUGUCUGGUUCCUCACUCCAUAUCAAGAUUAUUAUAGCAAAUAAAAUGAUUUAUGAUUUAAGGAUUCAA
Molecule: messenger RNA, 897 nt
Organism: Helianthus annuus (common sunflower)
Lineage: Eukaryota; Viridiplantae; Streptophyta; Magnoliopsida; Asterales; Asteraceae
Product: pathogenesis-related thaumatin-like protein 3.5
Exons: 2
Coding region: 100-810 (236 amino acids)
Biological process (GO): defense response
Cellular component (GO): extracellular region
Source: RefSeq, a predicted model, not a curated record